AUGACACAGCCCUCCGGCCCCUCUGGUCCCUCUGGUCCUGUGUUGGACUUGGACCGAUGCCCGGUGCUGAGGGAUAGCGCGACCCGGUCUCCUAGGCGACGUCGUGACGGGAAGAGGCCGCAGCGACAGGGGGGCGGUCACCAGCAGCUGCUCCGAGAGGGCCGCGGGUUACCGGGACAACACGAGCACUUGAAGGCCUGUGGAUCUGAGAGCGACACAGCGGAAAGUUCUCCUAAGAGGAGAGCGCACUUCCUUCAUGGACCAUAUCCAGCCACUCACUUUGGACCCAAGGCCUGUAUUCUUCCCAACCCAACUUCAAUCAUGCAUAUCCAGGACCCGGCCAGUCAGCGCCUCACCUGGAACAAGCCUCCGGUGAACGUCCUGGUGAUCCGGAAGAUCCGCGAUGAAAGCCUUGCAGAGCCGUUCAAGGAGCUCUGUCGCUUUCUUGUGGAGGAGAAGCAAAUGAUGGUUUAUGUGGAGCGCCGGGUGGCAGACGAUGCAACGCUCGCAAACGACGAGACUUUUGGGUCAAUACGAAAUCAGCUGUGCACUUUCAGAGAGGGUUUUGACGACAUCUCAGACUGCAUUGACCUGAUCAUUUGUCUGGGAGGAGAUGGGACCCUGCUUUACGCCUCCUCCCUCUUCCAGGGCAGUGUUCCUCCUGUUAUGGCGUUCCAUCUGGGCUCAUUGGGCUUUCUUACACCUUUCAAGUUUGAAUCCUACAAAACCGAAGUUGCCAAAGUCUUUGAAGGGAACGCUGCCAUCACGCUGCGCAGUCGUCUGAAGGUGAAAGUGGUGAAGGAGCUGCUGCAGUCCACGCCGUCCCACAACGGCCUCCUGCCCCAAACACACAGCAGCGCCGAGACGGGGAAGGUGUCUCUGCAGCUACAGGUGCUGAAUGAGGUCGUGGUAGACCGCGGCCCCUCCUCGUACCUCUCCAACGUGGACUUGUACUUGGACGGCCGCCUGAUCACCUCGGUGCAGGGAGAUGGACUGAUUGUGUCCACGCCCACCGGGAGCACAGCAUACGCCGCAGCAGCCGGAGCCUCCAUGAUCCACCCCAACGUCCCGGCCAUAAUGGUGACCCCUAUCUGCCCACACUCGCUCUCCUUCAGGCCCAUCGUGGUGCCCGCGGGGGUCGAGCUCAUGAUCACUCUGUCCCCUGAUGCCAGAAACACUGCCUGGGUUUCAUUUGACGGACGGAAGAGGCAGGAGAUCCAGCACGGAGACUGCAUAAAGAUCACCACGUCCUGCUUCCCGGUGCCUUCCAUCUGCUGCUACGACCUGGUCUACGACUGGUUCGAGAGUCUGGCUCAGUGUUUGCAUUGGAACGUGAGAAAGAGACAAGCGCGCCUCACAGACGUCUCCGACUGCUCCGACACCGAGAACUGA
Messenger RNA from Knipowitschia caucasica, 1392 nucleotides. The record is from the annotation of a GenBank genome assembly. NCBI's taxonomy places the organism in Eukaryota, Metazoa, Chordata, Actinopteri, Gobiiformes, Gobiidae.